AUGGGUGCAGUUGUUCAUGAAUAUCAUUCUGUGCUUCGGUUUCCCACUUUCUUCUCUUUCAGCAAGCAGCCCAAGCUGGGAAAAUCCAUUUUCACUCUGAAAGAUGUGCCUUCACCCUUUGAGCGAAAGGGCCUUCACUUAACUGUGUCCUGCAUUGGAUCUGAAGGAAAUGGAGGAGACCAACCUCCUCGGAGACGUUCUGCUUCUGGAAGAACGAAUAAGAACGAUGGAACUAAGAAACGUGGACCAGCUGGUAAAAAAUCUAAGGCAUCUGACCAGGAAGAGAUCAUUUCUCUAUUCAGACGGAUACAGACUUCGAUCUCGAACAAAGAGUCUGUAAAUGCUAAGAAGAAAAAUUCCAAUGUCUCUGAAGAUAGUCCCUCUUCUGAGUCAAUUCUUCAGGCUCUUUAUGGAUCGAGGAAGCAAAAAGGCAAAGCUUUAGACAAAGCAGGGCAAGAGGUCUGGACAAGGAGGAAAGAUACGCAAGAGCAGCAAAUACAGGAGAAUCCCUCAGUUGCAGAGUUCAAGUUAACGCGCCCACCGUCUAAAUUUGUGAAAAGAUCUCCGAUUCCAUCUCAAUCAAUCCCAAGAGGACAAGUUCUUGAGCUGAAUAACGGAGCAUCAUCUUCUGCGGCUGGAAGAAUAGAAGAAAUGAAACUCCCUGAGUUGAAAGAACUGGCAAAGACCAGAGGAAUUAAAGGUUACUCGAAACUUAAAAAGAGCGAGCUCGUUCAACUGCUGAAGUCCUAA
This is a messenger RNA of Prunus armeniaca (apricot), 750 nucleotides long. NCBI's taxonomy places the organism in Eukaryota, Viridiplantae, Streptophyta, Magnoliopsida, Rosales, Rosaceae. The record is from the annotation of a GenBank genome assembly.